UCAGACUGGAGUAACCUGAGUCUUGGAGACCGGGAUGACUCUGUACUAAGUGCCUUUCAGAAACAAGAUGAAUCUUCUUUGGGUUCUGUGGAUAACAGAUCUGAUCAGGUAUGGUUUGUAUGAAUCAAAUCAAUAAUUUUUUCAUUGUUAAUUAACAGCACGGUAAUACUUCAUUUAACACGCUUGGAUAUAGUAUAAAGGAAUCUUUGGUAUGAUUCUUAUGAUGUAUCAAAGGAAGAUGGAUAGAUAUACAUGUUAAUAAAUUUCAGAAUAGAAAUGAGGAUUACUUUUGUUUCUAUUUGGAAUUUAAUUAUUAAUAUUUAAAAUGUUUUACUCACAGGGAGAGGAUGAUUUUACUAGUACUUUAGGAAUGUAUGAUGGUUACGACAGCUACAACGAAAGUGGAAUUAGUAGUGACAAUGAAGAUAUUGACGAGAAUCUCUUGGAUGAUGAAUUUCUUGAUAAUGACGAAGGGGUCUCUAAAUAUAGGUUCCUUAAUAACAAAGAUGGCAUGGGUACUAUUUUAAUUUUAUUAAAUUAACAUAAAGUACAUUAACAUAUCUGGUAUCUUAAAUUUAUUUUUUUUAAAAACCCUUCCUGAUAAACAGUUACCUGUUUUACUUAAAUAUAAUUACUCUCAAUGUUAUUAUUUUUAAGCACAGGUAAUGAGUAAAUCUGACAUUUAGAAAUUUUGUAAACUUUUUAAUUUUUAGUUGUGUUUUUACUUUUACAAACCCAAUUGUGUAUUAACAACUUCAUUCAUUCCUUCAGCCACUUGUGAACGUUGUGGAUCAGUGGGUGUGAAGCAUGCAUUCUAUUCCAAAUCAAAACGUUUCUGCAGUCUUUCAUGUUCAAGAAGUUUUGCAACCCACCAGCGAGAGGGGAAACCGCUGACUCCCAAACUAACCCUUCCUAAUGCUGUUAAAAAGGUAGGCUAAAGUUAUAUUUUGUUUUUACUUGAAUGCACUGAAAUUAGUCAAUAAAUUAUAUUUUGUAUACCAUUGUCUCAUAUUCCUAGAAAACAAUGUUAAUAGAAAAGGUGACAGUGAUUUAACAAGAUUUUUCUAGCUUUUGUCAUCUCAACAUCCAAAAGAACCAUAAUUCUUGUUUUUGCUUUUGUUUUUCAACCUACUGUAAAUUAAGGUUCUGAGUGUGAAAAAAAAAAAAGGAAGUUGUUAUUGACUUAGCAGAAACUGAUUUGAAAUACUAACGUAUAAAAAAAUAUAUCCUGUGGUGUAUGAAAAAAUGUGUCUUUUGGAAAAUUACUAAUUUAAAUGCUAUUGGCUGGUCACAAAGGUUUCUAAAUUGUUGUUCAAGGAAAUAUUGCAAUUCACAUUAAUUUAUUUUUUUUAAAUUUUCCACAGGGAAAGCCAGGGUCAAAAAAAGUUAAUUCUAAAAAUCAAUCAGGCUUAUUAAAGUCUUCCUUGCGUGGAGGUGAAUAAUUUUAUUAUCAUUUGUUGUACUAAAAUAUAGAUAUGCUUAACAUACUUAUGCCCUUGCAGAUUCUUCAAUCCAUAACCAGUCAUUAAAGCAAAGUUUAUCUGUAUAAUGUCACAUCACAAUUUCAAUUUAUAAAACAAUAAAUAUUUCAUUUUAAAAUAAAUUGUUUAACUAUUUCAUUUGACAUGAAAUAAUAGAUUAAUAUAAUGACAUACAAGACAUUUUUAGGUCCCUAAUUUUCAUUAGAUAGCAAGCAUUGAUUGCUCUUGUAAUUUGUUCUUUUUAAACUACAAAAUUUUUCAAAUGUUUUGUUCAAAGAAAGAAUAAAAAAAGACUUGAUAAAAAAUAUAAUUUAAAAUUGACCUAAUAAAAUAAUACUUCUGUUUACAUGCAUCAGGUAAGUUGAUUCUCAUUUGAAACUAAUUCCAGAAACUGGCAGAAUAUUUGAUUGGGGUCCUUAUUUGAUGAGCACACAAGCAAAUGCUGCUUCCGUUUCUUGCUUCAAACAUGCAAGUUUAUUUUAACUUGUUAUUUUACCUCCAAAUUAGUUAAUAUAUAUAAGUUAUUGAGUUAUUCAGAAUUAAUUAAUUAAAAAUAAAGAUGUUAUUUUUUAACUUGAGAGGUUUGUUUGGAUUGUGUUAGCGUACAGAUUAUAUGUUAUAACUAAAUGUAUGUUGCGUUUUUUUUCUUGUGAGUGUUAGAAAGAAUUGUUAAGAAGAGGAAUUUAAUUAAUGAAAAUAAUUUGUCAUAAAUUAAUUUUACAUAAGGUACCAAUGCAUGAUUGCUGGGAGCAAAUGGUGGAUGGGGUUCUCGUUGAAGUGCCUAACACAGACCUUGAUAUUGGCAAAGACAUCAAAGUUUACUGGAUUGCCACUGUUUUAAAAAUCUGUGGUAAACUAUAUUUGUCUAUAAAUAAGCUUUGCAAUAUUUUUACUAUGAUUAACUUAAAAUCAUUCCUCUUGUUUCAUAAUUAGAGAAGUAUUUUAGGCUCAAAUUAUUAUAAUUUGAUUUAUCUUUUGUUUUUUCUUCCUUUUAUCUUUUAAUAUUUAUAAGGUUACAAAGUCCUAUUGCGCUAUGAAGGAUUUGGGGGUGAUGGUUCCAAAGACUUUUGGGGUAAUUUAUUGUCAGAAGACAUGCAUAAUGUGGGAUGGUGUGCAACAUAUGGGAAAAUGUUAGCUCCUCCUAAAAGUAAGUAGUCUUCAGUUUUUUGUUUCAUGGUAGUUUGAAAUAUGUUUUCAUUUAAAAGAUGUAUAAUUAAGAAAAUUUAUCUUAAAAGACAAGAGAAUAUAGUGUUAUUAUAGUUGCAGUUUCUCUGUCAUACUAACAAAUUAAAAAUGUUAAAUUCUCACAAUAUUUGAAGUUUCCACAUCUGGUUCUUUCAGGUAUUAAAUAUUGAACAAAAUAAUAAUUGAUUAUAGUCAAAUUGUCUGUCUUGCUUACAGAAAAUCUUGGAAACAAAAGCAGAGUAAAAAAUGUAUCUUGUUCCUAAAGCAUAAUCAGAUAGAUACUGCUUUCUUGUAAAUGUAUGUAUAUUUUACAACUAUCUCUACAGCAAUUAAAGAGAAAUAUGCCGAUUGGAAGGAGUUUUUAAUAAAAAGAUUAACUGGAACUCGCACAAUUCCUCCACAUUUUCAUUCAAAGGUAUAGAUUAGUUUUAAACUGGUUGUUUUUAUUUCGUUAUUUUUUUGUUUAAAAUUUUUAUCAUGCUUUGAGUUUAAGGAAAAUAUUUUCAUUACCCAAAUUAGGGACCUACUAAAUAUAAUAUUUUUUAUGGGUAAUAAAAGAUCAAACAGUUUUGUUGCAAGUCCUCUUACCUAUUUCUAAUGGAUAGCAUGCUAUUUUUAUCCACAGGCCCAGGAAUGGUUGCAGGAUCAUAAGCUAAAAUUUGGGAUGCAACUAGAAGUUGUUAAUAAAAUGUGUGUGUCUGCUAUGAGAUUAGCUGCAAUUAAAGACAUAAUUGGUUGUAGACUGAGGCUCAAUUAUCUUGACAGCAAAGUAAGUUCUAAUUGGUAAAAAUAGUAAAAAAGUAAUUAUACAUUAUUAUGUUUAUUGUUUAUGUUAAUUAUCAUAAGUGUUAUAUCUUAGAUCAACAAGCAUUUUUUCAAGAGUUUGAUUGGAGGAGAGCAUGAAAAAGACCAAAAAACUAUUUUAAAAGUUCAUCAGUCAUUUUCUAAAAAUAAAAUUCUUGUUUCUCAGGAUGAAAUUGAUGAAUUUUGGUGCCAUAUGACAUCUCCACUGAUUCACCCAGUGGGGUGGUCACAAACUGUUGGUCAUAAACUCCAUGCCUCUCAUGGUAAUUUAUUUUAAUAGUAGAGAAUAUUUAUAAAAAAUCAUGUCUUUAAAUAUUGUUGGCAAUAAACUGCACACAAAUUUGAAAUGUAGAGUUAAAAAGUAUUAUUUUAUUUAUGUAGAAUAUAAGAAGUCCUUAAAAAUGGUCUAUUAUUGUAUUGCCGUUUCUCUUCAUCUAUUAAUAUUAUCUUUAAUUAUUUAUAAAUGUUUAUAAGAAAAGUAUUACGGUAUUUUUUCAUUAUUUAUUUUCUUUACUGUUUUGUUCAUUAUUUAUUUUCUAACAGAAUAUAUAAAUUCUUGCUUGAGCAAAGUAACAAUGCAAAAAUAUAGCCCUAUUGAUGCAACACCUGACAUGUUCCCUAAGGUAAUUUUUUUUUCUAUUCUGUUAACAUCAGUAGAUUAAUAUGUUGCAGCAUUGAUAAUUAUUACCUAUUUAGUCUUGCAAAUGUUCCUGCGGUAGUAGGCUAGAAAACAGUAAUUCCAUUCAAAACAGUGUUGAUGAUGACGCAUUUCCUCUUUACAAGCAUGAAUGCUGGGCGCUGGGUAUUACCCCAACUUAGGGAAAUGCUUUGUUAUAAAUUUGUUUUUUAUUUUAAAGAAAACAACAUUAAUUUGGUAGUGCAUGGCUCAAAGACAAGUAUCUGCAAAAUAUGAAAUUGUUAUUUUAUGUGGUUUUGAAAAUUUAAUUAGUUUUAAGAUUUGACUCGUGUGUUGAACAAUAUGUAACAAAGGACUGAAAACCAGUAUUCAAAGAUAAAACAUUACCAAAGCUAGUUAUGCUAACAAUAUUCAAUUUAAUUGUACUAUUACAUUUAUAUAAAAAUACAAAAUCAAAUAUACAGAAAUUAUAACUGUAUUAACUUUCAGCACAGCAAGUGAAAAAUAAAAUCCUAGACAGAUACAAAUAUUAACAUCCACACACAAAGAAAGAGUACAAUUAUCUCAUAAAUGUCCAGCAAAAUUAGCAAAAUCUCUCCUAGCUUGGAAAGCUGUCAGUUUAUUUAUAGGGAGUGAGUUGGAAGCCUCCAGAAAAGAAAUUCUUGAAAUUGAAUCAUCCGAUGGCAUUCUUUAGAAUGUAUUAAAAAAUAAACAAUCUGGUGAACACUUCAGCUCUAUGUUGAAGUAAAAUUAGGUGAAGAGACAGACUAUAAACUUUACCAAUAGAAUUUCCUGAUAAAUUAAAACUUAGUUCAAGGCAUUUAUUAUUAUGAAAUGUUGUUUUAAAGGAUAAGUAUGUUAACACAUAACACUCCCCAAUUAUUUUUUUUUUGCUUCAUUAAAUUUGGAGGAAAUAGGCUUCUAGGAUAGAUCAAGGGGAAAUAAUUUUAUACCAAUAACCAUGCAACAUUAAUUACUGUAUAAAACACUUUAUUCUGCUCUUUCAGUGCAGAGAUCCUCCUCAUGGUCUUGCCUUUCAAGUUGGAAUGAAGUUGGAAGCCAUUGAUCCCUUGAACUUGUCUGCAAUAUGUGUGGCAACAGUCAUGAAGGUAUGUUUUUUCACUUUUAAACUUUCACUACUUACUACUUUGGUACUAGUUUUCUGUGUUGCUCAGUGUCCUGGGUAUAUUAGUGCUAGAGCAAUCAUACCAUUUCGUCUUGAUACAUGAAAAUACAAUUUUUUUAAACAUUUAGAAGAAAAAUUUAGGUAUGCAGCAUAAAAAAAAUGUUAUUUAAUUUAUGCUUGUAUUUAAGGAGGUAGAAAGCUCUCUUGAAGAUUUUACUUGGGAGUUCAAAGGCUUGAUCAAUUUAUUGCAAAUGAUUUUUACUCUUUUCAAAGGUUCUUCGAAAUAAUUAUUUGAUGAUCGGGAUUGAUGGAUCAAUGGCUGAAAAUGGAAGUGACUGGUUCUGUUAUCAUGCUACCUCGCCAUGUAUUUUUCCUGUGGGUUUCUGUGAAAUCAACAAUUUGGAAUUAACUCCUCCCAGAGGUAACCUUCAUCUUUUUAAAUUUAUAUAAUUACACUCAGUUAGCCCUUGAACUUUUAAAACCCUGAGCUCCUGGACCUUAAAUACCCAUUCCCUUGGACUCCAUUGAAACAUUUAUACAGUCAGACAUGCAGACAAAACAAAAUUCUAUAAUUAUGAAUUAAAUGAGUUUAUUCAUUCAAUCUAAAUUUGUCUGCUACUAAUCUAUUAUUAUGAAAUGGAUGAAAAUAAUUGUCUAGGAAUCCUUCUAGCAUGGAGGAAAAGGAGGGGGGGGGGGGGGGGGGUGUAUUGUGUUUAAGGAUGACAGCUUUCAGGCCCCUGGAUUAGGGAGGGACAUUUUUGUUUCUUUUAAAACAAAAGCAAACAAUUUACUGUACCAUGGGGCAACAGGGUAUACAAAUUAUUUUAAAAUGUUAUCACUUCUAUAAGAAUGAUCCACACUUUUAUAUAUUCCCCUUGUCUUUCUCCUAUCUAAUAUAUUAUAUAUGGCCUGUGUGAAACGGAAAGGGUUUGUUUGUGUUUGUUAUUUCUUUUACCUGUCAUAAUUUUACAGAUUGUCUAACAGGUACAAAAGGACCAUUUAAAUGGUUUGACUACCUGAAACAAACAAGGUCUAUGGCAGCUCCAGUCAAGUUGUUUGAUAAGGUGAAAUAAUUUAAGCAUCCUUACUAAAUUCUAAUUCUAUGAAAAUUAGACAAACAAGAAAGGACACCAUCAUACUAUAACCUUCACAUAGCCUUCUUUUUGUGUUAUAGAGUUUUGUAUUAAGAGUUACCUGGUAAUAUUAUUAACAACUUUAAACCACCACCUUUCCACAAGAGUUUCACCAAGCACUAGUUUGUUAAUGUCUUUGGAAAACAUGGUUGCUUAGGUGUAGCUCUCCAAUUGAAGUUGAAGGUAUUGUUCAUAAGCUUGCAGGGAUGCACACAGUCCACACCUCACUUACACAAGGUGGCAGCAGUAACUGUAAUCAUGAUUCCCCCAACUAUCUGUUAUUAUGCUUUUUUUGUCAUGCACUGAACUAAAUAAAGCCCCUUUUACUGUUCUGUGAUUAAGUUUGCUUAAAUAAAAAUUAUUGUCGUAUGUGUGCAAAUAUCACACAUAUUAAAAUAUUAUUUGUUAGUUGCCCAGUAAUGAAAAAGUUAGCACCUUAAUACCUGUCUUUUUUUUUUUUUUUUUUUAAAGACUAUUAAAUGUCCAAUGUCAGCUCUAUAACUUAAGUUAUUUUAUAUGUUUACUCAAUGUUAGAAAUUGUGUGUCAUGAGUUUAUAGAUGCACACAAAUUCAUGUGAAUAAUUCUUUUUCUAGGAAAUCCCAAAACAUGGUUUUAGACCAGGCAUGAAGGUGGAGGCUGUAGACUUAAUGGAACCAAGGUAAAAAUCCUAUAUAAGGCUGAACAUUUUUAAUCAUUAUUAUAAUAAAAUAUAUGAUUAAUUUUUUACUACCAAAAUGCCUGAUAAAAUUAGCUAGACUACUACUUUAAGUUACAGUUUAACUAUAUUUAGGUACUGUAUGAUAUCUAUUAUUUAAAAAAUAAAAGCUGCUAAUAAAAUUUGUUUCAUAUUCCACUAGGUUUGCUUAUACAAAUAACAUUUGUUGACCUUCAUAGCACAUUUUUAAACUUUAUUCAGCACUUAAGUUUUUAAGGCAUGCUAUCACUUGUACCUUGAAAAAAUAAAAAAGGUUAUCAAUUUUUUACACACCUAGAAGUACCUGGAAUACAGCGAGUUACCAAGAAUAUAUUGUCAUAAAAACUUGAUAUCCUGCAGUUAUGUAGAGAUUUAAAACAUUAUUUUGUGGGUCAUUUGGCAUGUGUCUAUUUAUAGUAAAUUGAGUGGACUUUUAUUACAACCGAAUUUUAUAUUUAAACAAUUUUUAUUCAGGCUGAUAUGUGUAGCCACAGUUACAAAAGUGGUAGGAAGAUUGUUGCGAAUUCAUUUUGAUGGCUGGGAGAAUAACUAUGAUCAAUGGAUAGAUUGUCAGAGCCCAGAUAUUUAUCCUGUUGGUUGGUGUGAGGUUAUGAAACACAGCCUAGAGGGACCGCGGACGAGAUGUAAGUUUAUUUAGCUAUUCAUAUUAUAUUAUCUCUUAUUUUCUGAUGUAUUUAUUUGUUUCUAGUUCUAGCUUGUAGCAAAAAUAUUUUACCAUUUUAAAGUUGACCCUGAGAUAUCCACCAGACGGUAGUUAAUAUCCUAUAAGUAUAAGCUUGUCUGUAACUAAGCUUGCGGAAGACACACUUUUAGUGCCCUUUUCUUUUGUUUUGCUUGGAAGAAAUUUUAUUUGUGUGAUAAUAGUUAUAUGAUUAAAUACAUCUUCCUCAGUGGAAAAUACUCAACCAAGCUCAGCUCCAAUGAAUGCAAGGAAACGAAAAGGAAAGACACAGAUCUACAGAGGUCCCAGAAAGAGUUGAGUUUAUUUUUUUUAAAGUUAAUAGUUCUGUUCCUCAUGAACAUUUAGUUCUUAACACUUCCUUAACGAUUUCACUUGACCUAGAUGCAGAACUUACAAUUAAAAAUGUUUGCCGGUAUAUUUCCAUUGGUCUCUCUUAUAAUACUUUAAUGGGCUAUUAAUUAUCAUGUACAGUUAAGUUUUAUAAACCAUUACACUUAAACAGAGGAAUAAUUAUAAGAUAUUUACCCCCUUCCUUUCCCAUUAGGAAUAUUUGUAAAAAAAUAUGGCUCUUUUUUUUUUUUUGUGGCUUAUCCCAUUCUUGCUUACACCACUGCUAUGCGUCUCCAUACGAUACUGUCUACCACUGUAGCAUGUACCAGUUACUGAAGUAUGUUUGUUCUAGGCACCUGGCAACCCAAUUCCCAUACUACAAAAACUUAUGUCUAUUCUCACAAGAACAAAACUCUUUUUUUUUUCUUUUUUUUUUUUGAAAGAAAUCUUUCCAUUUUUAUUUGUAUCUUCUUUGGUUAAAAAUUUGUGUUCAAGUUCAAAGUUCAGCAUGGCUUUCCAAGCUCAUUAAAGUUGAAAACAUGACUAGCAGUUUAGAAGACAAAACAAUAAAGAAAAUCUAUGUAGAAUCUAUUGCAAUUAGUGUAGAAGGCAAGUAGAAAAUACAACCGUGCAAGUGGUAUGCGACUGUGACAAUAUUCUAGGCACCUGGCAACCCAAUUCCCAUACUACAAAAACUUAUGUCUAUUCUCACAAGAACAAAACUCUUUUUUUUUUCUUUUUUUUUUUUUGAAAGAAAUCUUUCCAUUUGUAUUUGUAUCUUCUUUGGUUAAAAAUUUGUGUUCAAGUUCAAAGUUCAGCAUGGCUUUCCAAGCUCAUUAAAGUUGAAAACAUGACUAGCAGUUUAGAAGACAAAACAAUAAAGCAAAUCUAUGUAGAAUCUAUUGCAAUUAGUGUAGAAGGCAAGUAGAAAAUACAACCGUGCAAGUGGUAUGCGACUGUGACAAUGGGUAUAUCCUGUAACCCUGAAAUUGUAUCAAUGGUCAACGUCAAAAGUUUGAAAUAAAAAAAUUUUCCUCAAAAUCUAAAUAACCCUAUUUAAAAUAGACUUUUCAUGUUUUCUUUCUUAAGGCAUGCAAGUUUAAAAAUUGGUUAAGCAGGACUAAUUUUAAGAAUUUAACUUUUAAGAAAGAAUAAAAAAUUAAUUCUGAUAGUGAUUAUUAUAGAAUUUGACUUUUUUUAACAGUUUAUGCAUGGCUUUCCUUCAGUAAUUAAUUUAUUUGACAGAAUCAUUUAUAAUUUAUAUGACAUACUGAUUUCUCGGUUUUAUUACUAAGCAGUUAAUAUUUAAAUGGCUACAAAUUUAUUUACAAAAAAGAAAUUUGAUUCUAGAUUAUUUGGGAUAGAAUUGUAGUUUAAUUUUUUGUUUCUUAUAGAGAGAAGCUCUGGAUCUGACAAGAAAGCUAAAGAUCCUUCCAAGUUUUCUCCAUCAGCUUAUUCAGCUAUUGGUGGAAUGGGAAGCCGAUAUCAAUCCUUCCAAUCUCUUCCAUCAAAGCUAAGUGAUCCAGCCUUUCCACCCCACAAGAUGCUCUCUCCAGAAGCUGUUGCAGCAACUCUGUUACCUCUGCAUGAACACGAUAUUGAGGGAAAAGUUGUUUCAGGUUUGUUUGGCUGUUUCUUUUGUUGAAUUUUGCCUGCUAUAAUAAUUUGCAAAAGAAUUAGGCUUAAUUUACCUAUAGUGAUUCAAUAAAUUCAGCUAGUGAGUCUAUCUAUAAUGGCCAUAAAAAUUGCUAACCUUAAAGUUAAUUAAUUAAUUUUUUGCAAGAACAAAUAUUUUUAAUGAAAAAAACCUUUUGUCUGUUUUAGAAAAAUAAAAUGUAGAAUGGAGGGGAAAGUUGAAUCAUUCGAAAUAGAUGUUGGUGUGUGCUAAAAAUAACUGAUUAUAUAUUGGCCUUAAAUGUAAUUGUAUAUUUAGACAAAAGUCGUAAAUAUUUUUCUAAUUCCUAUAGAGCUAGUAAAAAUAUCUAUAUUUUUCAGUUAAAACUGAAGAAAUUGCAAGCCCCACUCCAGCAUCAGAUGCCAAUCCACCUAUUCUCUCUCCGCAUGGGAAAAUCCCACAAGGAUUUUCCCAAGAACUUGCAGAACGCCUUAAGUCUAGUACACCUUUGAAAUCAUCCAUUGCAAGUGUGAACAGCAGCAAUCUGUCUGAAAAAGCAGCUAAAGCUGGUACAGUUCUCAACAGCAACAUGAGCUCUGCUCCUGAGAAAGAGUCAAUGGAAUCAAAAUCUAAUCGUAUAGCCUCCUCAUCCUCAAUGACACUAGAUGAAUCUGAAGAGACAGGCGGUGUUAUUGUAUUGACUUUGUCAUCACGGCUGAGAUCAUUACACCUCGGCAAAUGGAGCCUCUCUGAUGUUGUGGAUGUUCUUAAAGUAAAUGGCUGUGCUGUCUAUACACACAUCUUUAUUAAGAAAGUAAGUUUUUUGGGGGGGUUUUUUCAAAAAAAUUUAUUAUUACUAGAAUUUGAAUAAUGUACCAUACCAGGUAUUGAAAUAUGUUGAAAUCUGUAAUUGUAAUCAGAUCUGACUAAUCUUCAGACUUAAGAUUAUAAUUAUUGUUUUAGGGAUAAAUUUGCAUUCAUUUCUUUUACAUUUUAACAGAGGUUUACAAUAGCAAAAGGUCAUGUAAAUAUUAACAUGAGUUUGAAUAAGCUUUUUUUUUUUUUAAAUGCAAAUUUUAUGUGUACCGGGGUAUACCCUUACAAUACCAGUACAAUAUUAAUUCUGGAAUGUACUGUAGCAGAUUUACCUUUAAAUUAAUAGAUCUUGAUCUUCUGAAAUAACUUACUGGUUGUGAGUUUAUUAGAGGUACAUUUGCUUUGAUUUAUACAGAAUUAAAAUACAUAUUUUUUCUAUUUUAGAAUCUUGAUGGUGCUAGCCUUUUGGCCAUGUCAACUGAUCAGUUAACUAAACUUGUUAACGUUGUAGAUGGGCCUAUUCUUCGUCUCUGUGAUUUAGUGCAACAAGUCAAGUCAUGUUCAGCCAGCCUAAAGGAUGGCGGGGACAGCAAAACUCCAUAGCAGAAAGAUUAUUUAUGCUUUCCUAUUAAUUACAGUUACAGUUUUAUUGAUAAAUUAAUGUUAUCAUCCGAAUCCAACAGAGAUGUUUCUUCUUUAUUAUUGAUAUAAAUGUGUAACUUUCUUAAGUUAGCGUAGAUUAUAACUACUACUAAUUAAUUUAACUAAAUAUAUACGCUACUCUUACCCUUAAGAAUAAUUUUCAUAAAUAAGAACUAAUUUAAUAUUUUGUACUAAUACUUCUAAUAGUAAUUCUAAAAACAGAUUCUAUAUCAUUUUCAUAAAGUAAAGGUGCAAGUACUGGUAACUCUUAUUCUCAUGAGGGCCUUUUUCAUUUUUAAAUUAAAUAUUUCAUGUUCAUCUAUACAUUUCUGUCUCAAGAUGUGUAUUGGUUUCAUUUGUAAAUGUCAUAUUGAUACAACAGUGCCUCAUUAUUGAAUUCAUUGUAUUUGUUCUGAUAACAGACCUGUUUACCCUCCAACUCUUAAAAUCGUACAAUAUCCUCACAAAAUUUCAAUGCAUUAUCUGAAUAGUAAAAAAAACAUACAGUAUAUAUAAUAUAUAGGCCUCAAAAUCGUACAUUGUACGCCAAUAUCGUAAGAGUAAACAGGUCUGUGAUGAUUUGUUAUUUAUGGCAGUGUUUCUCAAAAAUAAAAUUUAAACCUAGUCUACAGUGAUACAAUUUCCAUUUCUGGCUUAAAUAACUUAAUAUUUAGUAUGGUAUGGUAUCAUCCCUUGUGUAAAAUCAUGUUUAUUUUUACUAGUAAUUUAUUUAAAAAUCUUUCAUUCUAAGGUGUUUAAAAAAAAAUAAUUUUUUUGAGAUAUUUCACAUUUUAAAAUUAUUUUUAUUUCAUGCACAAAUUACUUCUUUACUCACAAGGGAUGAUGAUAUAUUAAAACCAUUUAUGGAAACAUUCAAAUAUUGCGUAGAAGUGUGAAAGUGAUAAGAAAGGAAUGUUAAAUCUCAUAAUACAUCAUUUUUAAAAUUCUAAUUUGAGAAACACUGUUUAUUCAAGCUAACUGGCAUUUAAAGGGAGAAACUACUAUAAUUUUAGUAUAAGCACCUAAAAGAAGAAGCUAAUGCCACACUAAAAUUUGUCAAAAUAUUGGUGACCAUAUCUGGGAUAUAUCUUGCUAUAAUUACAUUGUGAUAAAUUAUUAUUGUAUGAUGGUGCAUAAUUUGCAUUUAGAAUUUAAAAUAAAUUGAAAUACAUUAUUUACAUGUAAUGUAACAUGUUCCUGUCCCAAAAUGGUGAGAUUUAACUUAAGAAUUAUAUCUCUACUUGGUAUUCUGAACAGUAAUAAAAUAAACUUACUUUUGAAACAAAUUAUGGGUAGUUAUUUAUUGUAUACUGGGAUCAAAAAAGAAAUGAAUGAGGUAGGUUUUAUACCCUACCUAAAUAAAAUAUUUUUAAAAACAUUUUUUAUAAAUAAAAUUUAAAUGUAAUAAAUUUGCAAAUAAUAAUAAUGUUCACUAUGA
This is a messenger RNA of Lymnaea stagnalis (great pond snail), 12605 nucleotides long. The record is from the annotation of a GenBank genome assembly. NCBI's taxonomy places the organism in Eukaryota, Metazoa, Mollusca, Gastropoda, Lymnaeidae.